Molecule: messenger RNA, 1413 nt
Organism: Cynoglossus semilaevis (tongue sole)
Lineage: Eukaryota; Metazoa; Chordata; Actinopteri; Pleuronectiformes; Cynoglossidae
Product: keratin, type I cytoskeletal 13-like
Exons: 8
Coding region: 59-1333 (424 amino acids)
Cellular component (GO): cytoskeleton
Molecular function (GO): structural molecule activity
Source: RefSeq, a predicted model, not a curated record
UUCAGCCUCUUCACUCUGGUCUCUAGCCUCAGGACAAGAAACAUCAUCAGCAGCCAUCAUGACCUCACAUGUCAUCUCUUCCCGGUCCAUCAGGACCUCCUCCAGCAGCAGCAGCCUCGGAGGCUUCGGUGGUGGCAGAGUGGUGUCUACUGGCAGCGUCUAUGGCGGAGCAGGAGGCCAAGGCGUCCGCAUCUCCUCUGCCGGACGCCUGGGAGCAGCGGCAGCAGGUGGUGGCUUCAGUUCCUCCAUGAGCUACAGCUUGUCGGGCACAGAUGACAAUAUCGUCGGCAGCGAGAAGUUCACCAUGCAGAACCUGAACAACCGCCUGGCCACGUAUCUGAGUAAGGUUCACGCUCUGGAGAAGGCCAACGCUGACCUGGAGCUAAAGAUUAGACAGUUUGUGGAGAGCAAGGUCGGCCCCAGCACCAGAGACUACACUGCCUUCUUCGCCACCAUCGCUGACAUCACUGGCAAGAUCCAGGUUGCCGUCAGACUCAACGGCGCCGUACAUCUCAGCAUAGACAAUGCACGAUUGGCUGCCGAUGACUUCAGGACCAAGUACGAGAAUGAGCUGACCAUGCGCCAGUCGGUGGAGGCUGACAUCAAUGGUCUGAAGAGAGUCCUGGAGGAGAUGAACCUGGCCAAGGCAGACCUGACUCUGCAGAUCGAAGGCCUGAAAGAGGAGCUGCUCUACCUGAAGAAGAACCAUGAGGAGGAGCUGCUGGCCAUGCGCACUCAGAUGAGCGGACAGGUGAACGUGGAGGUGGACGCGGCUCCAGCUGAGGAUUUGAACAAAAUCAUGACAGAGAUCCGAGAACACUACGAGGCCAUUGCCGCCAAGAAUCAACGUGAUUUGGAGACCUGGUUUACAACCAAGACUGAGGCCCUGAACAAAGAAGUUAUCACUCAGACAGCAACGCUACAGACAACCCGCUCAGAGGUCACGGAGGUCAAACGUACACUGCAGUCUCUUGAGAUUGAGCUUCAGUCCAUGUUGGGAAUGAAAGCAUCUCUGGAAGCUUCCCUGGUUGAGACACAGAAUCGUUAUUCCAUGCAGCUCUCUGGAUACCAGGUGCAGGUGACGUCUCUGGAGGAGCAGCUGGCGCAGCUGAGAGCCGACAUGGAGCGACAGUCCCAGGAGUACCAGAUGCUGCUGGACAUCAAGACCAGGCUGGAGCUGGAGAUCGCCGAGUACAGGAGGCUGCUGGACGGAGAGAGCCUCACCACCUCAACAACGACCACCAAAACAAAGCGAGUGGUGGUGAUAGAAGAGGUGGUUGAUGGGAAAGUGGUGUCCUCCUCCACCUCCUCCUCUUCUUUCUCCACUUCCUGAGAGAGACGGAGAGACUCCACUCCUCCUGCUCAAACAGGAUCAUCUGAUCAUGUGAUCAAUAAAGAGAUUAAAAAAACAAA